Molecule: messenger RNA, 4023 nt
Organism: Colletotrichum tamarilloi
Lineage: Eukaryota; Fungi; Ascomycota; Sordariomycetes; Glomerellales; Glomerellaceae
Exons: 3
Coding region: 1-4023 (1340 amino acids)
Source: RefSeq, a predicted model, not a curated record
AUGGAGGAAGCGGGCGGCCGGAAGCGUGCGCUGCGGCGCUCGACUCAGGCAGUUCAGAGGGGUAGGUACCAGGAGCCGUAUGCGCUCGGGGUUCAAAGGCCGGCCUGGGUUCACCCAGACCCGGUCUUUGACCCCGGCGCGGCUCGUUGGGCGUCCUUCCCAACCAUCCCCCUGGACCAGCGCGGUCCGGGGGAUGAGUAUGUGGAGGCGAGAGACCGGGGCGAGCUGGACGCCUGGCUGCGAGAGCAGAACCCCUCCCCUGAGCACUUCAGUGACAACGAGGAGGAGGAGGAGGAUGAGCGGCCAGAGGGCGUGCGUGAGGCCAAGGGCGAGGACGAGGGCGAGGGGCUCUCGACAACCAUGGACUGGGGCAGCCCAGAGCCUGGGGAGGUUGAGCCCAUUGCCUGGGCUCACCUCGGCCACGGCGCCCAAUGGGUCUUGCUGGAGGUCCUUUGUGACUCCAAGACCUUUGCUUCGGCAACCCGGGCUCUGGGCUUAACCACUCCAGAUGUCAUUGACUUUGUUGUGGCCUACAUCCAGUACCACCGUCUGAUCCAGGGUUGGGCAGAGACCUGCGACAAGAUGGGCGUCUCUGAGCUCCUCGACCUGAUCCAUGGCCAAGGGCCAUCGAGAGACGGCGUGAAUUUUCUGCACCAGCCGGAUCUUCCCACUCACACCAUCAAGCCCGACGAGUACGAGAGAGCCUGCCAGUACUUGUGCCAAACAGGAUUAGGCGAGCACAUUCGAGGACUUGAGAAGUGCUGCGGGAUCUCAGAGGGCUUCCUCCAGAUUCCAAUUGAGCGGGAGAUUCUGGCCUCCUGCAUUGCCAUCCUUGAGAAAGGCAAGAAUGGUCCAGAUGUGCACGACAUCGACAAUCCUGGUCAUAACGGAUCGCAAACUUGGCACGAUCAGUACGACGAGAAGUAUCAUGAGUUGGUGAACAGGGUAUUGCAGAUUCAAGCAUACCUCCCUCCUUUGGAUCUGACGAAGGGCAGCCAGGCGAGCACAUCGUCUGCGACCAAUCCCACAGAGCAGCAUGGCACUCCUACUCCAGAGUCAGUGAGUGAGCCUCACAGUGCCGGUCAAGUAUACGCUCAGAACAACCCAAUGUUUGGCGAGAACAACCAGUAUGCAUGGGUUUUUGAUAACUUGGACAUGGACGAGCUUUACAAUCCCACCGAAGUCCACAAGUGUCGCAACCGCCCCGCUGUCUCCUAUGAGAGCUUUCAGUCUGCUGCCGAUGGCAACCUUGAAGUCACUCAGGCGCAGGAGUAUGAUCAAUAUGAGGAGUACCCGUUUCCCGAUGAUCAAGUACUCAACGAAGCAUCCCACGAGGCUCAAGACAACAAUCUGCCGGCCGCCCCCUUGUUCCCCUUCGAAGGACUCCUGCCCGAGGCAGAGGAUCUCAUGCCCUGCCCCUUCUUCGCAGAGCCAGAGCUGCCCGUGGACCAUACUCGCAUCUCUACGAACCCGUCUCUCCCCGUAUUGCAGGCUCAUGAUGAGGACCAGUUGACUCCACAGAGCGCAAGCUCGGCGGUGCCUCAGCCCUUCAUUUCUGAUAUUGAUGAGGUGGACCCCAACAGGAAGCCUUCCGACUCACCUGCCUACGAAUAUUUCCAGUCAGCUGACUACAAGAAACAUCUCUACAGCAACCACCCCGAUUGGUUCGUCGACGAGAUGUUACUUCCAGUUGUUCGACCGGAGGUGCCCGCUAUCCAGGCGACCGCUCACCAGAGUGUUGCUCCGGAGGCCAGCCAGCAGGAGAACAAUACUGAGGAGGACUCGAACGUCAACUUGAAUGCCAACUCGAACGCGAACUCCAACGCGAACUCCAACGCGAAUUCGAAAGCCGCCGCGAACGCCAACCCGAGCGCCAACCCGAACUCCAACUUGAACAUGGAGCCUUCGCAUCCGACGCCGAGCACCGAUACGUCUGGAGCUCCUGGAGUGUCUGAAGUCUCUGAAGCACCUGCGGUCUCUCAUGCCCCCAAGCUCUUCGAAGCCCCCGAAUUUUCUGCAGUCGCCAAUAUUCCCCAGAGCUCUACAAUCUCUGAGGCUUCGAAGGUAUCUAGAGUCCCUGGAAGCUCUGAGGUGUCCGCGGUAUCUACAGAGAAAGAGCCUCGCUUCGCAUUGAAGGCUUCCAUGCCUCCAGUCCAGGAAGAAAUCACUUUCCACAACACCCCUGCGGUUGUCGCCAGAGACUCGCGCCCACGCACUGUCAUUGACUUGACUGAUGAAUCUGCGAGACCUAUGGCUGCUACUCCAGCGAGACCCGCGGUCGCUCCUCCCACGAGAAACACCAACACAGCCCGAACUCCGGCUAUGCGCAUGGAUAGUCCCGAAGCUCCAUCCACCAAGAGCUCUACCAAGCCAUCCCGCAAACGUGCGGCUGAUGACAGCGAUGGUGACUAUGUUCCCAAGCCCAAGAGAGCCCGCCCUGCGAAGAAGGCUGCGGCCGUUCUGCCCCAACCGCAGGUGAUGGGUCCUGACGGAGUACUUAUACCCGUCAAGCGUGGCCGAGGACGUCCCCGCAAGUAUCCCAGACCUGAAAACAUCGCUGCCGUGCAGGCUGCUGCGAAUCAGGCUGCUGCGAAUCAAGCUGCUGCAAACCAAGCUGCCACGGACCAGACUGCCACGAACCAAGCUACCGCGAGCCAAGCUACCGUGAAGCGAGCUACAAACCAGUCGACGACUAUGCAGACCCCCGCGAACAGUUCUCCCGUUCUGAACGCUGCUACACCUCCGGCGAACAACCCAGUUCCCAGCACCGAGCCAAUGCUCCCGCAGGCGGCCAAAGGUGCCGUGCCGAGUCGGAGACAUCGAAACAAACCGAAGACGAACCAGUCUACCGAGAGCAGCCGUCAAGCUAGCGUUGAUCAGCCUCACGUGCAGAGAAUUGCCCAGUACCAGGACAGAAUGACCCCAGUCUCUAGAUACAGCAAUGAGCCUUCGAACUCAUAUACCGACUUCAGAGCUGACGUUCGUCCAACGACGAGCUACGAGCGUAUGCCCGCGUCUUUCAUUACUGAGAUGAGACCGUCUGGUACUAACUUGCGUCAAUCCUCGCUUCCUGGAGCCUAUGAGCCUUUGAGUUCAUACGCUACUUUUCCGGCGCCCGAACCUAGAGCUGGUGUCCGUCAACCGACAAGCUUUGAGCGCACACCUCAUCCUGAUUCUUUUGGCACGCGUCCAUCUGCUGCUGAGCCGCGUCAAUCGUCGACUCCUAGAGCCUAUCAACCUUCGAACUCAUACACUGCUAUGGAAACUGCACCCACAGAGUAUAGUCGUCGUCAGGAUGAAAUUCAAGAGCGUAUGCCCACGGCUUCUGCUUCACGCAUGCAGUCGUCAGCUAGUGAGCUGCGUCAAUCCUCGGUCCCUAGUCCCUAUUCGAAUCCGAACCCAUUCUCUGCUCUAGUGACCGAUUUCACAACUCACGGUCGUCAGCCGGGAAGCCAAGAGCGUAUGCCCGCGUCGUCAACUUCUACAGUGCAGCCGUCUGCUACUGUCGAGCGUCAGUCAUCGCUUCCUGGAGCUUGUUCUCGCCCUCCGGCACUUACACCCCAACCCGACAUCGAGAUCCUAGAGCCCUCCAUGCCAGCCAUAGCGCCAGCUCUGAAACGCUCGUCUUUCCAGCAAUCAUCGCAUACUACUGCCUCAAACAACUCUUCGAGCAAAGUCGAUCUCAAGGCCCCAGGACGUCCUCGCCAGGACAAGCUUGGUAGGUUGUUCCCUCCUCAGUAUGAGACAUACGAGGAGUUUUGGGUAUCGGUGCCCGAUGGCGCGGACUAUGCCUUGAAAAUGGUCGAGAAGGGGUGGCCUUCUGAUGUUGCCAUGCAGCUUGCCCGAGAGCGCAUUGCUAUGAACAUGGCUUCGUGGCCCAACAGCAUCUACUCGCUUCAUUACAAGCCGAAGGCUGCGCCAACCCCAUUCCCGGGCGUUACCGCUAGCAUUCGCAGAGAGAUUGAAGCUGAGAAGGCCGCCGCCGCUCAGAAGCGCAAAGAAAACGAACAGGCAGACAAGUGA